CUGUGCCCCAGAAAGAUACUGUGACUUAUUGACUUAUUCUGUGCGAUACACUUUCAUAUGCAUUGUGAGUAUCGCGGGACGAAAGAGUAGUUCUUGCAAUUGGUCAUCGGGCCAGGCCGUGGGUACCGGUACACGCUCCCACCGGCCAGUGGAUAUACAGCUCUUCCUCCAUGUACUGACGGGAUAGUACUGUCGAAACUCAUUUUUCUCUCCUCUCACCACCCCAUUCGUAUUCGACAUGGAGGCUGCAUCCGAUGCACUAAUAUCUCGGGAUAGUGCAUCCUCAAUGCCCUCGUCUGCAGUGCGAGCAGCCAAGGAUGUCACGUUCGGGAGUAUCGCAGGCAUGGUCUCCAAAGUCUUCGAGCACCCAUUCGACUUGACGAAAGUGCGGUUACAAUCACAAGUCCUCGAUACCACUGCUAGAUUCAACGGCCCAAUAGACUGUCUCGUCAAGACAUGGAAAAAUGAAGGAGUUAGGGGUCUUUACCGUGGCCUUCCAGCGCCAAUAGCGGGCGCCAUGCUGGAGAAUGCUUCACUUUUUAUGUCAUACAGCGAACUUCAAAACGUGAUACGACGUAUCAAUGCUCAACCCUUGUCACACGAUCUUUCGUUACCUCAAUUCGCAUUGGCUGGUGCAGGCGCGGGCGCCAUCACUAGUUUCUUACUCACACCCGUGGAGCUUGUAAAAUGUAAAAUGCAAGUUCAGAUGAUCGCUCCCAAGAUACCUCAACCCACUGCAACAGCAACCCUAGACUCAAGUAUCAGACCCAUUUCUCGCCCCCUUCUCGGUCCUAUCGCCGUUCUAGUAUCUGUUAUCCGUACAGAAGGCCUCCGCGGCCUUUGGCUCGGCCAAACCGGGACCCUCAUCCGUGAAUGCGGCGGUGGAGCCGCAUGGUUUACCACAAAAGAGUUUGUCGGAACAACGCUCAUCAAGCGACGUGGCUCCGAGCUUACACGGAAAGACAUCCUUCCAUGGGAAUCUGCGUUAUCUGGUGCAUGCGCAGGUGGAAUUUUCAACUUUUCCAUGUUUCCCGCCGACAGCGUCAAGAGUACGAUGCAGACUGAGGAAGACUUACGUCCUCGUGGCAAUAACGCCCCCAAGCCGACGUUCCUUGGCACUGCGAGAGCAAUGUACAGGGCGCAAGGUGUGAAGGGGCUUUACGCUGGGUGCGGUAUCACUGUUGCUAGAUCAAUACCCAGCAGCGCGAUUAUAUUCCUGAUUUACGAUGGCUUAAGUAGACGAUUUGGAUAGUAGAAUAAGCACUAGAGCAAAUUGUAUGUAUGUAUAUGGCUGAUGCCCACCAGGUAACUCGCACAAUGUAUUGACGU
Messenger RNA from Suillus paluster, 1329 nucleotides. Its product is annotated as mitochondrial carrier. Gene Ontology annotation, molecular function: L-ornithine transmembrane transporter activity. Gene Ontology annotation, biological process: mitochondrial L-ornithine transmembrane transport. Bases 239 to 1252 code for a protein of 337 amino acids. The record is from RefSeq and is a predicted model, not a curated record. Lineage: Eukaryota; Fungi; Basidiomycota; Agaricomycetes; Boletales; Suillaceae. The transcript has 4 exons.